Messenger RNA from Phalacrocorax carbo (great cormorant), 1765 nucleotides. The record is from RefSeq and is a predicted model, not a curated record. NCBI's taxonomy places the organism in Eukaryota, Metazoa, Chordata, Aves, Suliformes, Phalacrocoracidae.
UUCAGUAUUUAGCUUGCACUAUGCUUUGAGACAGCCAGUAAUGUCUUAAGACCUGUUGCAGUCUCCGAAUAUAAAACCCCGCUUUGUUGGGGGGAGGUUGACUUGACUGAGCCGCAUGAUCAGAGUCAGGUGACAAUAUUGGGCACAAAACCAGAGGAGGAUAAACAACUGGGUGUAGGAGAUCAGCUGCUGAUCUUGCCUUUUGACAAGCUGUGUUACUCCUCGGGGAAAAAUGACUGCCUGGCCCUCUCCUCUGCUGUGGAGCUUAACCACGGCGUGUUUAACAGGUAUUGCUUUAGGCCAGACAACCACCACCCAGGUCCCUGUUGCAUCAACACCAUUGCCUCCCAGUGCAACCACCACCCAGGUCCCUAUUGCAUCAACACCAUUGCCUCCUAGUGCAACCACCACCCAGGUCCCUAUUGCAUCAACACCAGCACCUCCCAGUGCAACCACCACCCAGGUCCCUAUUGCAUCAACACCAGCACCUCCCAGUCCAACCACUACUGAGGCCUCUGCAGUGCUCUCGACUGAAGUGGCAUCAACUACUGCAAACCUUGCCACAUCCACAGCAGCGUCGUCUGCUCAGACUCUGCCUGCCACCACAGAUGUGACUGUCCUCACCUCUGGCAGCACGGCCAUGUCUCAAGCAUCUACAGGACUGAUGGUCACAUCUACCAGCAGCCCAGUGUCCGCUCCAGGCGUGACCACGUCUCCUGGGGUCCCAUCAGCAGCUCCAUUCCUCACCACCACCAAGACUUCAAACUGCAGCAGAGUGAACGCAACAGCCUGUGCCCACUGCUCCCCAGGGACAUUUCCCAACAAAGGCACCUUGAGCUGCUGGUGCUGUGCGGGGGCCUCGUGCACGGACCCCAGUGCCUGCACCUCCUGCCCGCUGGGCCACUACCAGCCUGCAAGUGGGCAACUGUCGUGCCUGCCUUGCCCGCCGGGGCACUACGCCAACUUCACAAGGAGCACCGCCUGCCUUCCCUGCCUGCCCGGCCAUUACGCUAAUGAGUCUGGGGCUGCAGCCUGCAGAGCAUGUGAGAAAGGCUAUUUUAGCUCCAAGCAAAAUGCAGCAUUUUGUCUGCCUUGCCUGCCUGGAUCAUUCUGCAACACCACCAGCUGCACGGCGUGUCUGCCUUGCCCUGGUGGGCAAGAGGCUCUUCAGGCGGCGUCGGAGGAGUGCAUGCCUUGCCUGCCAGGUAUGUUCAAAGGUCCCAGUGACAACAAGUGCAAGCUCUGCAGGACAGGAGAAUACCAAUUACAGCAGGGCAAGGAGAGCUGUGACCUGUGCCCAGAAAAUCACUACUGCCCUAGCCCAGAUGUGAACCCGGUCAAGUGCCCUCCCGAUGCCUUCUGCCCUGCGGGCAGCGCUGAGCCGGCGUACUGCAUGGAGGUCUUUCUUUACAAGGCAGGGGACUCCUGCCAGCUGACUCCCCUGAUGGUCAUUUUCCUGGCCGUCUUCUCAGCAGGUGCAAUCCUUACCAUCUUUGUGAUAAUUCUGAAAAGGCAGCAAGAAUAUAGCAAGAAAUCAUUGAAGUCUCUACUGCUACCCCGAGGCUCCAGACGACACACGACCUACGGGGGCACCGAGCACACAGAGCCCGUCUAUGCCGGCUGGUAGUGUCGGACAUACUCUCAGCAAGCACCCUCUUCUUUCCAUGGGGCAAUACAGAGGAGUGUGCACAGGGAAAAUGUUUAACCAUAAGCAACCUAUUUCUGUAUAGCUAAAGUAAGCGCAGAGAAAUAAAACUCAGUUUUU